Molecule: messenger RNA, 2687 nt
Organism: Canis lupus familiaris (dog)
Lineage: Eukaryota; Metazoa; Chordata; Mammalia; Carnivora; Canidae
Gene: OLFML2B
Product: olfactomedin like 2B
Exons: 8
Coding region: 1-2244 (747 amino acids)
Biological process (GO): signal transduction
Source: RefSeq, a predicted model, not a curated record
AUGGCCCAGCCGCUGCUGCUGCUGGUCUGCGGCGCCCUGCUGGUGGCCGGGGGCCGGCGGGGGCCCAGCGACGCCCCCGGCGGGACGGGCGAGCCCGCGGACGCGCCGACCGCGGCGCCCACGGAGGACGAGACGCUGCAGAACGAGGCGGACAACCAGGAGAACGUCCUGUCGCAGUUGCUGGGAGACUAUGACAAGGUCAAGGCUGUGUCUGAGGGCUCGGACUGUCAGUGCAAAUGCGUGGUGAGACCCCUGGGUCGAGACGCCUGCCAGAGGGUCAAUGAGGGAACCUCCAGGAAGGACGACUUCUACACCGUGGAAACCAUCACCUCAGGCUCGUCCUGCAAGUGUGCCUGUGUCGCGCCCCCAUCUGCCCUCAAUCCCUGCGAAGGGGACUUCAGGCUCCAGAAGCUGCGGGCGGCGGACAGCCGGGACUUGAAGCUUUCUACCAUCAUAGACAUGCUGGAAGGAGCUUUCUAUGGCCUGGAUCUCCUGAAGUUGCAUUCCGUCACUACCAAGCUGGUGGGGCGGAUGGAUAAACUGGAGGAGGAAGUUUCUAAAAACCUCACCAAGGAAAACGAGCAAAUCAAGGAAGACAUGGAAGAAAUUCGAACCGAGAUGAGCAAGCGAGGUAAAGAGAACUGCUCGGAGAGCAUCCUGGACGGCAUGCCGGACGUGCGCGCGGCAUUGCAGAGGGACGCGGCGGCGGCCUACGCACCCCCAGAGUAUGAGGAGCGGUUCCUGCAGGAAGAAACCGUGUCCCAGCAGAUCAACUCCAUCGAGCUGGUGCAGACGCGGCCCCUGGCUCCGCCCGAGGUGGUGAGGCCGCAGCGGCCCCUGCAGAGGCAGGUGCACCUGCGCGGCCGGCCGGCCUCCAGGCCCACCGUCAUCCGGGGCGUCACCUACUACAAGGCCAAGGACCCCGAGGAGGAGAAUGACAUCGAAGAGCAGCAAGACGAGUUUUUCAGUGGUGACAACGGAGUGGAUUUGCUGAUUGAAGAUCAGCUUCUGAGGCACAACGACCUGCUGACCACAGCCACGCGGAGGCCGGCGGCCACCCGCCAGGGCACCCCCGGGAUGAGUGUCACCCAGACCUCGGCCCAGGCCACGCCUUCCGAUCCCAGCACCCCCGGCCCCACUCUGUCUGCCUCAGUGGAACAGGUCUCAGCACCACCCCACACCUCCUCAGUGGUGCCGGGUCCCACGACAGAGGUGGGCCCGGAACCUUCCACUCAGGUACCAGCCACCACUGUGGCCCGCUCGGCCACCCAGCAGCCUUCGGCCUCGGCUUCCCUGCUUGGGGCCUCUGGGGGCGCCUUUACCAAGGCUCCACCCACGGCCCCGGUGCCUCCCACCACAGUCCGAACAGACUCACUGGAGAGAGACGUGGCCACGGGGCAAGGCACGGCCCCUGCCAGCCCCACCCUGAGCCCCGAAGAGGAGGAUGACAUCCGAAAUGUCAUAGGAAGGUGCAAGGACACGCUGUCCACGAUCACGGGGCCGACCACCCAGAACACGUACGGGCGGAACGAGGGCGCCUGGAUGAAGGACCCCCUGGCCAAGGACGAGCGGAUCUACGUCACCAACUAUUACUACGGCAACACCCUGGUGGAGUUCCGCAACCUGGAGAACUUCAAACAGGGCCGCUGGAGCAACUCGUACAAGCUGCCGUACAGCUGGAUCGGCACGGGCCACGUGGUGUACGCGGGCGCCUUCUACUACAGCCGCGCCUUCACGCGCAACAUCAUCAAGUACGACCUGAAGCAGCGCUUCGUGGCCGCCUGGGCCAUGCUGCACGACGUGGCCUACGAGGAGGCCACCCCCUGGCGCUGGCAGGGCCACUCGGACGUGGACUUCGCCGUGGACGAGAACGGGCUGUGGCUCAUCUACCCGGCCCUGGACGACGAGGGCUUCAGCCAGGAGGUCAUCGUGCUGAGCAAGCUCAACGCGGCCGACCUGAGCACGCAGAAGGAGACCACGUGGCGCACGGGGCUGCGGCGGCACCUGUACGGCAACUGCUUCGUCAUCUGCGGGGUGCUGUACGCCGUGGACAGCCACAACCAGCGCAACGCCAACAUCUCGUACGCCUUCGACACGCACACCAACACGCAGAUCGUGCCGCGCCUGCUGUUCGAGAACGAGUAUUCCUACACCACGCAGAUCGACUACAACCCCAAGGACCGCCUGCUCUACGCCUGGGACAACGGCCACCAGGUCACCUACCACGUCAUCUUCGCCUACUGACACCCCGGGCCUGCGGGCGGAGGCGCCGUGUGUGCGUGCGUGCGUGCUGAGGACGGGUGCGAGGGGGGGGAAUAUAUAUAUAUUAUUUUGUAUAAUAUUGCAAUUGUAAAAUGACAGUUUGGGUCUAUUUUUUUUUAAAGUGGAUUGUAGAUCGAUCCAUACGCGUAUGUGCUGGUCUCAUCCUCCACGGUUUAUAUUUUUGUGCAAAUGAACUUCUUUUGACCAGGAGCCACCUUCCUUCGACCCCUCCCGCUCCCAGAUCCCAGCCGCUCUGCUCCGAGGGGUUCAUCCAUCAGCGUCUCGCAGGCAACCGGGAGCGGAGGAGGCGAGAAAGAAGUGUCAAGGGGCGGGAACAUUUUUAUGUAUUGGAGAAGUUUUAAAAACCCAGAAAAAAUGCUUUCUGUUUGUUUUUUUUUUUAAUAAAGAAGAAAUGUAAAACCAUC